Ilyonectria robusta is the source of this 648-nucleotide messenger RNA. Its product is annotated as putative aspergillopepsin. The transcript has 2 exons. The record is from RefSeq and is a predicted model, not a curated record. Gene Ontology annotation, biological process: proteolysis. Lineage: Eukaryota; Fungi; Ascomycota; Sordariomycetes; Hypocreales; Nectriaceae. Gene Ontology annotation, molecular function: glutamic-type endopeptidase activity. The annotation marks the transcript as partial.
GAGUUGACCAACACCUCGUACGCUGAGUACUCGACCAACUGGGCUGGUGCUGUCCUCAUUGGUACUGGAUACAAUUCCGUUACUGGAACUGUGACCGUCCCUAAGCCCAGCAUUCCCAGUGGUGGCAGCUCCAGGACCACUUACUAUGCCUCUGCAUGGGUUGGUCUUGAUGGCGACACUUGCGAGACUGCCAUCCUCCAGACUGGUAUUGAUGUCGGAGUUCAAGGUACCUCGUACAUCUACGAGGCGUGGUACGAGUGGUACCCUGAUUACUCUUACACAUUCACUGGAUUUGCUAUUUCUGCUGGCGAUUCCAUCAGAAUGACCGUCGCGGCCACCUCAAAGACCGCUGGAAAGGCUACCAUUGAAAACUUGACCACCGGCAAGUCCACCAGCCAUUCUUUCAGUAGCCAGACGGCGAGCCUGUGCGAGACCAAUGCCGAGUGGAUUGUGGAGGACUUCCAGUCCGGCAGCAGUCUUGUGCCCUUUGCCAACUUUGGCGAGUUCGUCUUCACCAAUGCCAAGGCCACUACGACCAGCGGCAGCACUGUCGGCGUUUCGGGAGCCACCAUUAUCGACAUUCGCCAGAACAGCAAGAUUUUGACCGACUGCGGAACUUCUGGAACCUACAGUGUCUACUGCGACUAC